GGCAUUGGGGAGCCAGUCCCUAUAUCCCAGGAAGCCUUCACAGAAGAGGUGAGGCCUGAACGGAGCCCUGAAGGAUGGUUAAGAGUUUGCUCCAGGAAGCCACCAUUGGGAGGGCAUUCCUGGCAGAAGGACCCGAGACAUGAAAGAAGCAGGCGUAUUCUGGUCGGUGCGAGGAGAGGUUGACCGUGAGGGGAGUUGGAGUGGCCCAGCCGGAUGUGACCCACAGGACAGAAUGGUAUUGGACUCUGGGGCCCAGGUGUAUGAGCAGGCACCCCCCAGCCCACCUACCAGUCCCCUCUCCCUGCGCACCAGGCUAAAGCCUGCAGAUGGAGAUGGGCCUCUUCUAUACCCCUGGUCUCGGCCCCUGCAUCUGCCCCUGCCCUUGCCCCUGCCCCUGGCUCUGUCCGUUCCUUCAGCACUUCGGGAUCCCCGGCCUGAGGCCAAGCCCCUCUCAGAGCUGCACUGCCGCAGCCACAUGCGUCGCAGUGAGAGUACCUGCACCGUAAAUUGCACUGGCCGCCAGGGGCGUGGCAGCCAGGGGCGAGCCCCACCUGCACGGGGAUGGAACCCAGGCGUGGGCACCUUGCGGCCUGCAGCCUCCCUGCCUCACAUUGCUAAGACCCGAAAGGAUCCAGGCCGUGUUGCCAACAAGAGCCCCUGCAUGUUGGUGGCCCUGCGACCGAUCAACAUGGACAGUGAGCGGGACAAGUUCUUCCAGUCGCAGUUCACCUAUAACCCGCAGUUCAAGUACCAGGAGCCCAUGCCCACUGCAGUACUGGAGAAGUACUGCGAGGCAUCCGGGCAGUUCAUUCACCAGCCCUCACUGCCCUGUGUGCAGGCGGUUGGCAUCAUUGAGGCUGUCCUGGAGAAGUUUGGUACCUAUGAACACUUUGAGGCCGCCACCGGGGGCCAGCUGCUGAGCAAGAGCCAGAUCUGGUCCACUGUGCGCAAAUACAUGCAGAAGGAGGGCUGCGUGGGGGAGGUGGUGGUGCAGCUGAGCGAGGACCUGCUGUCCCAGGCCGUGAUGAUGGUGGAGAACAGCCGGCCCACGCUGGCCAUCAACCUGACAGGAGCUCGCCAGUACUGGCUGGAGGGCAUGCUACGGCACGAGAUAGGCACCCACUACCUGCGGGGCGUGAACAAUGCACAGCAGCCAUGGCACAGCGCCGAGGGCCGGGCGCAGUUCGGGCUGCAGCCAGCCAACCCCACAGAGGAGGGUCUGGCCAGCCUGCACAGCGUGCUCUUCCGCAAGCAGCCCUUCCUGUGGCGGGCCGCCCUGCUCUACUACACCAUCCACCAAGCCGCGCACAUGUCCUUCCGCCAGCUCUUCCAGGACCUGGAGCGCUACGUGCAGGACGCCAACGUGCGCUGGGAGUACUGCGUGAGAGCCAAGCGCGGCCAGACAGACACCUCGCACCCUGGUUGCUUCAGCAAAGACCAGGUAUACCUGGAUGGCAUCGUGCGCAUCCUGCGGCACCGCAAGAGCAUCGAUUUCCAGCUGCUGACCUCACUGGGCAAGGUAUCUUAUGAGGAUGUGGACCACCUGCGGCCCCACGGGGUGCUGGACAAGGUCCGGGUGCCUCACUUCAUGCAUGACCUGGCACGCUACCAGCAGCAGUUGGAACACAUCAUGGCCACCAACCGGCUGGAUGAGGCAGAGCUGGGCCAGCUGCUGCCAGACUGAGAUUGGUCGGGGGGCACAGGCGAGGCCCUGGAUAGGGGGGCUGCCGGCUGGCCCCCUGAACAAGAAGCUGUCUGCUCUGUGCUUCCACAGCCCGGGUGUUUCUUGGAGAGCUGGGAGGGCAGGAGCAUCCUGGGUAGGACACUGGCUAGCUUCCACGAAGCUGGGGACCAGCAGCCAGCCGCAUGGCAGGCAAACCAGUGAUGAACAGAGGGGAGGCUGGGCCAGCUGGGGAGCUGAGCAUGGAUUGGGGAGGGGGGUUGGGAAUAGAAACUUGUUCCUGCAUGAGGCACCCUGAUGUUUGAUGAGCCCAGCCCUUCCCUUCCCCCACCUGGUCCCUUGGUGCUCCAUCAGCUUCCACGCUGUCUACCUCUCACUGGGUCCUGGUGGAGAUUGGGACCCUUCUCCUGGGGUGAUGGCCUGAGCCUGGGCUCCUAGCUUUCACACAGGCUGAAGGGGCAAGGGUCCUUGUGGUAGAGACCCAGCUGGCCUGGGAUGGGCUUCUCAGGACUUUGCCUCUACCACGGGUUGCAUAUAGUCCUUGUGUAUGCGCUCUGCUUCCUAAGGUUGAGAGGCAGCCCCUGAAGGGGGGGGAUGGCUCCCCUAGAAGGCACUGGUUGUUCUCAGCCCUACUCCCAUCGCUCUCUCUCUCUGCCUCAGGCCUGUGAGCCCAGGGCAAGCGCUCAUCCACCCCUGCAUCCACCCCUUUCCCCUUUCCCAGCCUCAGCUAGUCCUGUCUUUGCCUUCACAGCUGGUUCUCAUGAAGGGUGAUGUAAACUGACAGCACCCAGUCAGCAAACCUGAGGGGCAGCCCCCUAGGGUUUGUUGUCCCUAGCCCUGAGCCCCCCUGGACCAGGGAAGGCGCAGAGGUAGCUGUUGCUUCCAGUUUUACCGCAGACUCACUGUGUGAGGCUGACCCAGCCCCACAGCUUCUCUGGGCUGCACAUUUCCCACCAGUAAAACGCAGAAACACA
This is a messenger RNA of Echinops telfairi (small Madagascar hedgehog), 2655 nucleotides long. RefSeq names its product KIAA0895 like (gene MATCAP1). The record is from RefSeq and is a predicted model, not a curated record. The coding region runs from base 140 to 1684 and encodes 514 amino acids. The transcript has 7 exons. NCBI's taxonomy places the organism in Eukaryota, Metazoa, Chordata, Mammalia, Afrosoricida, Tenrecidae.